GGGCGGGUGGGGGAGGCGUGCCGACCCUCGCUCGCGUGCGCGCCCCUCCUCGUUUCCCGGACCCUGUCCGCUCCUCGUUCUGUUGCUCCGGGAGCCCUCGGGGCUGUUCCCCUUUUGGAAAACGGAAGGACGGCAGAGGCCUAGAGAGGGGAGGGAGGUGACAGCAAUUUGUGCAUCUCCCGGACUAGAGCCAGGAUCCAUUCCUCCCUCCCCGGAGCCCUCCAGUUCCUCCAGACCUCGCCGACUUCGAAGGGUCCUCCAGGCCACUUGCCCAGCGUUAUUCGUGCCCUGAUGGCUGUACAAAUUCUGAUCUCAAACACGAAAGCAGAAUUUCCCCACUGAGAACUUAGCAACCCAGGAAAGCAGUCAGUUAGUCCUGCACCUUCCAGGCCACUCCACAGCAGACAGGCUGUGCAGGGAGUGGGAGGAGAACCACGUGGCUGGGAGCGCCUGCUGAAUGCCUCGGAGAAGGCAGCCCCCAUUUUACAGAUGAGGAAGUUGAGGCUCAGGGGAAUUGGUUUCCCUAGUAAGGCAGAGGCAGAGGUUUCGCUGCCACCUUCACUGCGCCCAGACCUGGGAAGCACCCACAGGAUUGCCCGUCCUCCGGCAGCUCGGUGCAAAGGUGUGAACUCAGCUUGCUUCAGAGCCUCCCACCAUGACCUCCAAGAAGCUGCUGAACUCCGUGGCAGGCUGUGCCGAUGAUGCCCUUGCUGGCCUGGUGGCCUGUGACCCCAACCUGCAGCUCCUGCAGGGCCACCGCGUGGCCCUCCGUUCUGACCUGGACAGCCUCAAGGGCCGGGUGGCAUUGCUGUCAGGUGGGGGCUCCGGCCAUGAGCCUGCCCACGCUGGUUUCAUAGGAAAGGGGAUGCUGACAGGGGUCAUCGCGGGAGCAGUGUUCACCUCCCCGGCAGUGGGCAGCAUCUUGGCGGCCAUCAGGGCAGUGGCCCAGGCGGGCACAGUGGGGACCCUCCUCAUCGUGAAGAACUACACGGGGGAUCGGCUCAACUUCGGCCUGGCCCGGGAGCAGGCCCAGGCUGAGGGCAUCCCUGUGGAGAUGGUGGUCAUCGGGGAUGACAGCGCCUUCACCGUCCUGAAGAAGGCAGGCAGGCGGGGGCUCUGCGGCACAGUGCUCAUACACAAGGUGGCGGGUGCCCUGGCUGAGGCAGGUGUGGGGCUGGAGGAGAUCACAAAGCGGGUGAGCGCAGUCGCCAAGGCCAUGGGAACCCUGGGAGUGAGCUUGUCCUCCUGCAGCGUGCCUGGCUCCAGACCCACCUUUGAGCUCUCAGCCGAUGAGCUGGAGCUGGGCUUGGGGAUCCACGGAGAAGCUGGCGUGCGCCGGAUAAAGAUGGCAGCCGCCGACGAGAUUGUGGCGCUCAUGCUCGACCACAUGACGAACCCCUCCAACGCGUCCCACGUGCCUGUGCAGUCUGGCUCCUCAGUGGUGCUGAUGGUCAACAACCUGGGUGGCCUGUCAUUCCUGGAAGUGGGCAUCAUAGCUGAUGCUGCUGUCCGCUCUCUGGAGGGCCGCGGGGUGAAGAUUGCCCGUGCCCUGGUGGGCAUCUUCAUGUCAGCCCUGGAGAUGCCCGGCAUUUCUCUCACCCUUCUGCUGGUGGAUGAGCCCCUUCUGAAGCUGAUAGAUGCUGAAACCUCCGCAUCAGCCUGGCCUAACGUGGCCAAGGUCCCCGUGACUGGGCGGAAGCGGAGCCGGGCAGCCCCCACGGAGCCCCUGGAGGCCCCUGAGUCCACUGCUGCAGGAGGCUUAGCCUCAAAGCAGAUGGCGCUUGUGCUGGAGCGGGUGUGCGCCGCCCUCCUGGGCCUGGAGGAACAUCUGAAUGCCCUGGAUCGUGCUGCCGGCGACGGGGACUGUGGCACCACCCACAGCCGCGCGGCCAGAGCGAUCCAGGGGUGGCUGAAGGAGGGUCCACCCCCUGCCAGCCCUGCCCAGCUGCUCUCCAAAUUGUCCCUCCUGCUACUGGAGAAGAUGGGGGGCUCAUCUGGGGCGCUCUAUGGCCUCUUCCUGACUGCGGCAGCCCAGCCACUCAAGGCCAAGACUGACCUUCCAGCCUGGUCUGCUGCCAUGGAUGCCGGCCUGGAGGCCAUGCAGAAGUACGGAAAGGCUGCCCCAGGGGACAGGACCAUGCUGGAUUCGCUGUGGGCAGCAGGACAGGAGCUCCAAGCCUGGAAGAGCCCAGGGGCUGAUCUGUUCCAAAUCCUGACCAAAGCGGUCAAGAGUGCAGAAGCUGCAGCCGAGGCCACCAAGGAUAUGGAAGCUGGAGCCGGAAGAGCCAGUUACAUCAGCUCUGCGCGGCUGGAUCAGCCAGACCCCGGGGCAGUGGCAGCCGCGGCCAUUCUCCGUGCCAUCCUGGAGGUCCUGCAGAGCCAGGGUGUGUGAAUGCCUCCUGGGCUCAAUGCCUCUGUCACUGCUGUGCAGAGGGACCACUGUCACUUCCUUCUGCCUUCCAACAGUCACCCUCCCUCGUCCCUCACCCCUAGGGCCCAUCCUCUGAGUUCAGCAGGAAAUCCUCUCCCAGUCUCCAGAAUGACUCCACUGGAGAAACUGCAGGCCCAGAGUGGGUCACGCCUUUCCCUCUUCAGGGAGGCGGGUCCUCAGAUCACCCUGCCCUGCCCCCAGCCGGCUCUGGGCUUAGCCAUAAGGCACUUUCCCCGGGCGGCAGCACAGCCUUUCACUGGCAGUGCUCAUUUGGUUUUAAGACUCCCUGUGAAAGGCCUCCUGCCCCUGAACCUGAGCCAGUGUGGAAAAGCAAGCUAAUAAACCAGCCUGAAGCAACACA
Molecule: messenger RNA, 2792 nt
Organism: Equus quagga
Lineage: Eukaryota; Metazoa; Chordata; Mammalia; Perissodactyla; Equidae
Gene: TKFC
Product: triokinase and FMN cyclase
Exons: 19
Coding region: 656-2392 (578 amino acids)
Biological process (GO): glycerol catabolic process
Cellular component (GO): cytosol
Molecular function (GO): ATP binding; glycerone kinase activity
Source: RefSeq, a predicted model, not a curated record